This is a messenger RNA of Engraulis encrasicolus (European anchovy), 1929 nucleotides long. RefSeq names its product ribonucleic acid export 1 (gene rae1). The record is from RefSeq and is a predicted model, not a curated record. Gene Ontology annotation, biological process: transcription-dependent tethering of RNA polymerase II gene DNA at nuclear periphery; RNA export from nucleus. Gene Ontology annotation, cellular component: nuclear pore. Lineage: Eukaryota; Metazoa; Chordata; Actinopteri; Clupeiformes; Engraulidae. The transcript has 13 exons. The coding region runs from base 128 to 1234 and encodes 368 amino acids. Gene Ontology annotation, molecular function: ubiquitin binding; RNA binding.
UGCCAUCAACCCGCGACAGCAAGCAUUAGCUUGUGCGGCGGCUAGCAGAUUUUCGACGUGCGCCGUUUUCAUGGCCCGCGUCAAAUUUAUGGACUAACUUUGUUUUGGCAAUCUAUCACAGACCACCAUGAGUUUAUUUGGGACAACAGCCGGUUUUGGCACCGGCGGAACGAGUGUGUUUGGCAACACCACGACAGAUACCCAUAAUCCAAUGAAGGAUGUAGAGGUGACGUCCCCGCCUGAUGACAGCAUCAGCUGUCUGGCCUUCAGUCCCCCCACUCUCCCAGGAAACUUUCUCAUCGGAGGAUCCUGGGCCAAUGAUGUGCGAUGUUGGGAAGUGCAGGACAACGGCCAAACCGUGCCUAAAGCCCAGCAAAUGCACACAGGACCAGUGCUGGAUGUGUGCUGGAGCGACGAUGGGAGUAAAGUCUUCACUGCCUCAUGUGAUAAAACAGCCAAAAUGUGGGACUUGAACAGCAAUCAGGCCAUGCAGAUUGCACAGCAUGAUGGCCCCAUUAAAUCAAUCCACUGGAUAAAAGCUCCAAACUACAGCUGUGUGAUGACAGGUAGCUGGGACAAAACACUGAAGUUCUGGGACACGCGGUCCCCAAACCCCAUGAUGUCGCUGCAGAUGCCAGAGCGCUGCUAUUGUGCCGAUGUGGUGUAUCCCAUGGCGGUGUGUGCCACAGCAGAGAGGGGUCUGAUAGUUUACCAGCUGGAGAAUCAGCCUUCAGAGUUCCGCAGGAUAGACUCUCCCUUAAAGCAUCAGCAUCGCUGUGUGGCCAUCUUCAAAGACAAGCAGAACAAGCCCACUGGCUUUGCACUCGGCAGCAUUGAAGGACGAGUGGCCAUUCAUUACAUCAAUCCCCCCAAUCCAGCCAAGGACAACUUCACCUUCAAGUGCCAUAGAUCGAAUGGAACCAACACUGCCACUCCCCAGGACAUUUAUGCUGUGAAUGCAAUUGCUUUCCACCCAGUCCACGGCACGCUAGCCACGGUGGGCUCCGAUGGACGCUUCAGCUUCUGGGACAAGGACGCCCGCACCAAGCUGAAGACCUCAGAGCAGCUGGAUCAGCCAAUCACAGCCUGCUGCUUCAACCACAACGGAAACAUCUUCGCGUACUCCUCCAGCUAUGAUUGGUCAAAGGGCCAUGAGUACUACAACCCUCAGAAGAAGAACUACAUCUUCCUUCGCAACGCCGCCGAGGAGCUGAAGCCUCGGAACAAGAAAUGAUUCGUCGUUGUGUGCAGAGUCCCAUCUCGCUGGUGGGAAAGGCAUUGGAGGAGCGGCUUUAGUGUGUAUAUAUGGCAAGAGAACCACACAACACCCCCCCACCCCCACCUUUUGGCUUACACCUGGACCAAUGGCGAGGCUUUGCGUACUGUGUAUGGACCAAUCAGCAGGGGCCAACCUGCCCUUGUAUUGAUGACCGCUUUGUGGCUUCAGGUCAUGUGAGGGUAGCCGUUCUCUUUUGUUGCUCUUCAUCAUUGUUGAUGGUCAUAGAUAUGAACACUAGAUGCUACGUUCAGCCCUUUGGCAUGGCUCAUCCCUAUGUGCCGCCGUCUUGUGCCAGUAUCCCAUGUUCUGUCAUAGAUCUUGUGUUCCUGCCACUUACAGAAUACUGUGCGUAUCGCCUUGUCAGCAAUUGAUGGCAGCGUUAUACGGGCAUAUACAUUGCGGCUAUCUGACUUCAGCCAUUCGCUCCAUUGCAAAGGAGGGGCCAACGCCGCGUCUAGUGUUCAUGUCUAUGGUUGAUGGUAAAACUCCUUUUUAUAUUCAUGUCUGCAAGUUAUUUUUUUACAUGGCUUCCAUGAGGAUACAAUGAUGUUUUUGGUGGUUGUUGUUGUUGUUCAACCUUUUGCUUUACUGUCAUUACUCAGUGUAGCUCGAUCUUGAAAUGUAAAACCAAUAAAUAAUUAUCUCCAGGA